CUGCAACCAUUUCUGACAAACCCAAUAUGGCUAAGAUUGAGAGAUUCGAUAAAUCAGAAUUGAAGAAGACAGAAACACAGGACAGAAAUCCACUGCCUCCAAAAGAAAUGAUUGAACAGGAGAAGCAAGCAGGUAAAUCCUAA
Molecule: messenger RNA, 143 nt
Organism: Mustela lutreola (European mink)
Lineage: Eukaryota; Metazoa; Chordata; Mammalia; Carnivora; Mustelidae
Product: thymosin beta-4-like
Exons: 1
Coding region: 27-143 (38 amino acids)
Biological process (GO): regulation of cell migration; actin filament organization
Cellular component (GO): cytoplasm
Molecular function (GO): actin monomer binding
Source: RefSeq, a predicted model, not a curated record